UCAAGGGUGUGGAUGCGCCCGGCGGUUUGUUUGGAGGUCUUCUGGGUCUUCGGGUAAGGUGGGUGUGGUGACCGCAAGGCGAUGAAUCACUCGAUCGAACAGCCGCCUGUGCAGCCUGGCAAACCAUGCAGACGCGGAGGGAGGGCAUGACACCGACCGCUAGUGGCACUGUGUUGACGUGAUGUGUGCAUUCUGACCUAUAGCUGAGCUGCAUCUUGACGAGAUAGUUGUGUACGCCCUGCAGGAAGGAAAGAGAGGGAAGCAGGGGAUAGCACAUACAAACCCUUGAGUGUUUGUCUGGGUGUGGCAUACCCGCAGGCGCCUUGGGAUCGAUGUCAGUGACAAGCACAGCUACUCAAUUGUUCUGCCAGAAUAGACGCACACACGAAUUGGUCAGCUGUCGUCAUGUGUGUCCCCUCCUCGGCUCACCAAGCGAAACGUGUGACCUUCGCCCGUGUGUGCCAU
Vitrella brassicaformis is the source of this 465-nucleotide messenger RNA. The record is from the annotation of a GenBank genome assembly. NCBI's taxonomy places the organism in Eukaryota, Vitrellaceae.